Paramecium tetraurelia is the source of this 1806-nucleotide messenger RNA. RefSeq lists its product as uncharacterized. The record is from RefSeq and is a predicted model, not a curated record. Lineage: Eukaryota; Ciliophora; Oligohymenophorea; Peniculida; Parameciidae. The transcript is spliced from 3 exons.
AUGUUUCGAGAAUUCUCCAGUCCCAAUUAUCAUCCUAACCAACCUCAAUAGAAUCCAUUUAAGACUGCUGGGAUGUAAAGCAUAGACUUCUAUGGAAACAUUGGAUAUCCAAAACCAGAUUACCCAGUUUUGAUGCAAUAAUAAUACUAUGAUAAUUAUCAAUACAACAAAAUGUUCUCAUCAUAAGUGUUUACUCCUCAUGUGCAGCCUAUAUUUAUUGCAGGUCCAAUAUAUAAGAAUUCGCCUGUUUUUUAGGGUCCUCAGUAUUUAAGUUAGAGUCUAUUCUAACCAGUCCAAAAGAACAGGUUUUAUAAUUAUAAUUAACCAGAUGAGAUUAUUGAGGAUCACAAUGGUUUGAAUUUGCAAUCAAAACAACAAUUGGAAGAAAAUAUCAAGAUAAGGAAUGAAAUAAUAAAUUAAUGGAAUUUUGAAGAAGAAUAGAGAUAAAAAGAAUCACAACAAUCAAGUGAAUACGAAUAUGUUUAAGAAACACAACAUAAAAGACCUAGUUACAGUGAUAAAGAGAAACAUCAUAAAAGAAAACAUUAAUAAAAUUAAUAACAUUAAUACCAGUAUUAGGAAGAAGGAAAACAACUUAUUGAAAAAAAGCAUUCCUAAAAGUAAAGUUCUCAUUCCUUAAAGUCUUUAGAUGGAGAAAAACAAAGGCAAACUUAAAAUCUCCCCUCAAUCUAAGAAGAAGUAGAAUAACCAAUAACCAUUUUUAAUAAAAAACCUGAAUUCCAACAAACCGUCUCUACUAAGAAACCAGAAUAGCAAUAAACCAAAGUGAAUAAAAAACCUGAGAUGCAACAAUCAAAAUCAAGGAAAAGAGGAAAGAGGAACUUGAAAAUCUUGUUGAAGGCUUUGACAUUUAUUCUCAUGUAUUUCUUAGAGAUGAAGAGAUAAAUUUUGAAAAGGAAAAAGCUCUAGGCUAACAAAGAGAACGGUUUAGAAAUAGUUAAUUAAGCUAUGGAGGAAGGGGCUGAUUGGAUACUUAAUUUUGCUGAAAAUGAUUUAAACUAAUUUUGGAGCAAAAAAGAGUCAUUAAAUUGGUUGGAAAACGAUUAACUAUCUGAUAAGGAAAAGACGAACAGGAUUACUAAAGUCAAAUUGUUUAUUUAAAAGAUUUCCAUUAUUUUAUCUGAUAAUAUGAAAGAAUCCAGUUUUAAACCAGAGUUUUUAUCAUUCCUUGCCUAACUUACUUAAAACUUUUAAUUCCCUCCAGAUUAAUAUUUUUUUAACUUUGAAGUUUAAAGAUUAGAAUUCAAUUCUUUCGGAGCCAUUAAGAAUAUCAAGAAUCCAUAAUAAAAAAUGGUCCUGGCAUUUUUCAUUAUGAUUAGAUUGUUGGGAUUCACAAUAUUAUAUGCACCAUGGACUUUGGGAGUGAGCAAUAUCAGCAAAAGUUCAAUUUUAGAAUCUAAUUCUUUAAUCAUUGUCUCUGUGCUAUAAGAAUUAGUAGUUGGAGAGUUUAGAGAAAUAAAGAUAUUGGAGAAUAACUAGAAUCACUUGAGUAAUGAUUUGAAAAUUAAUCCUCGACCUCAAGGUCCUCUUAAAAUAAUACCUGACCCAAAGACUACACAGGAAAAAACCUUUUUGAAAACUACACUUGAGCCUUUAAUUUAUCCAACAUAUAAACGAGAAGAAAUGAAGGAUUUAUUUGAAAAAUAAAUUGAAUGGGUAGACAAUACCAUGUCUACAUUUGAUCAAAUAUAUACACAAUUAGUAAAAAUGACAAACUCCUGGCAUAAAAAUAAUAAGGUUUCUAUUACAGCCGGUUUGAAAUUGAAAAAGAAAUAAAGAUAUUGA